This is a messenger RNA of Notolabrus celidotus (New Zealand spotty), 3248 nucleotides long. RefSeq names its product zinc finger, CCHC domain containing 7 (gene zcchc7). The record is from RefSeq and is a predicted model, not a curated record. Gene Ontology annotation, molecular function: nucleic acid binding; zinc ion binding. The transcript is spliced from 10 exons. Bases 205 to 2166 code for a protein of 653 amino acids. Lineage: Eukaryota; Metazoa; Chordata; Actinopteri; Labriformes; Labridae.
CCCCCCUCUUUUCCUCUGACAAACCCGGAAGUGUUCGGUCUGGCUCCCUCUGACUGGAAGCAGAAGAGCAGUUCCAGCUCCUGUAACAUCUCCUGUUUGUUGGAUAAAGUAGCCCUUUGCCACCAGGCUGCCACUAUUUCCCCAAGUGUGAUUGCCCUGAAGGUGUGUGCAUGUGUGUGCGUCUGCUGAGUGUGUGUUGGGGAGAUGAACUGCAUGUACCAGGACCGGGAGGAGUUGGAGGAUGAGCUUUAUCAAGAGGAUGACGCAGACGCUGAUGGGUCAGAGGCCGACAGCGAGCUGGAGUUCCACCUCUACAGCCAGCUCCACUACUCCUCUAAUGCUGGGAAGAUGGAGGAGCAAGAGGAGAAAGGUGAGGUGGCGGAGAGCCAGGACAACCUGCAGACGGAUGUGGCGGAGAAGACGAGGGAUGGAGAACAGGAGCACAGUGGAGAAAGUAGGCCUCAGUCACCUGAUAUAAAUGCACUACAGCGAUACCUGAAGAAGAGGGCUGAGAAACGGGACAAACAGAAGAAGAGGGAAAGCAACUCUAAAAGUCAGGGGUCAUCUUCCCUUUAUGAGGAGGUCAUUGUAAUUGACUCCGGCCCUGAUGUCAUCUCCAUCUCUGAGGGCGACACUUCCGAUGAUGAUGAUGAGGGGGUCUGUGCCUUGAAGGGUCAAGGUGGAAGACCACAGCAGACUUCUACUCCUGCUGGACAGGGAACCCAGAAGAAGAAGCGCAGUAUUAAUGGCCCUGUAGCUGUCUCCAGCAGCUCAGAUUCGGAUUCAGAGGAGUCUGAGUCUGAGUCGUCUAAUACUUCGGAUUCCUCUGAUUCCUCUGAUUCGGAUGAUCUGGAGAACUGGAUGAUCCUAGGUCCAGGGAAGCAGGAUGGAGACCACUCUAUCUCACUCAACCUGGAAGGAGGGUCCGACAGUAAUGCAGAUGUUGAAGGGGAUGGCAGCUGGUUGGUUUCUGCAAAAGACAGGGAGGCUCAGAUCUACAACAAAGACAAGGGUGCCAGGAUCGCUGUGCAGCGGCUGCCAAACAGAUACUACACCAACAAAAGUGUCCAGUGUAGGAACUGCAACAAGUACGGACAUCUCUCCAAGAACUGCCCUGAGCCCAAAAAAUUGUUGCCCUGCUUUCUUUGUGGCACUCCAGGCCAUCUGUCAAACGAAUGUCCCAACAGGCACUGCAACAACUGCGGCCUGCCAGGGCACCUCUAUGACUCCUGCAACGAGCGGGCAUACUGGCACAAACAGUGCCAUCGCUGCAGCAUGACAGGACACUUUUUUGACGCUUGCCCAGAGAUCUGGAGGCAGUAUCAUAUCACAACUGAACCAAGUGUUCCUGUGAAGCAGCAAGAAGAAGACCAGGGUAAAAGUCCCGCCCACUGCUACAACUGCUCCAGGAAAGGACACUUUGGAUAUGCAUGUACACGACAGAGGAUGUUCAAUGGGACGUAUCCCUGCACCCCAUUUAUCAACCACUACGACAGCAAGGAGGACAUCAACCGCCGGCAACACAGAGUAAAGAUGAAGAUAAAAGAUCUGAAGCAACAUGGUCUCUUCCCUGCGGGCACAGAGACCCCUCUCACUCCAGGACCCCCAAAGAAGAGACAGAAAGUGGACCAUCACAAAAACAACCACAAGCACAACCAUACACCGCACCAAAGCAACAACAACCACAAAUCAAAUCGGACUCACAUUUUUUUUAAAGACAACCAUGAUUUUAAGGCUCCAGCAGCAAAACUGAACAAGCACCACAAGUUCAAACAACCAGAGAGUGCUGGCAAUGUAAAACCAUGGAAACCCAAGAGACCCGUGCCCACCUCGAGAGAACCACCACCUAAACUGGUCCUGGAUGAGGCAGAUGACUUCCCCAGAGGUGGGGCAAAAGCUGACAACACUGUGAUGAAGAAGAAGAGGAAGAGGGUGAAGAAAAUUAAGCCAGUUCCUUCAGGGCCACCAGGGGGACACGGGAACAGCAGAGCAGACCGCUCCUGUUGGACUGCAAGGGGAGAGUUCCAUGGGUCAAAACAAGAGAAGGGAGAGAAUAAGAGGAAGAGGAGAAAUUGGGGCAAAGGGGAUUAUAAAAAGAAUGCACAGAUGUACCCAACAGAUGAAAACCUGUUUAUAAUCAAACAGAAGAGAAAGAGUAGCAGAUAGCAUCAUUUUGUCAGGGACUGACAGGACCUUCAUUUGCAGGACCUAUAGAAUGUGUUCAAGACAUUUUAGGACAGGUCAGAGGUCUUCUAGACUCAGGUUUCACUGCCGAAUAGUUUAAGUUGCCAGUGCUGCUUCAGAGGGCGAGCAGGUUUUAAACCCAUGUCAUGAAAACCCAUGUCAGUGCUCAUAUUGACACGUCAGUUGUUAAGACAGACCAUCAACCUGUCCUGUAAUGAUCAAAGCUCGUCUUAGAUUUUUCAGAGAUGGACACAGUUGUUCAAGAACCCAGCUAAGAUUGACUGAUUUAGUGAUAACUGAGGUCAGCAAUCGUCAUGACUUUCAAAACUAACAAACAUCAAUAAACAAAAUAUAAUUUAUCUGCAUCAUGCUCCAGUGGUUUCUGUAAGUUGUGUAAUAAAUGAUAGACAAAAUGGUCUCUUAGUGUCUUAACUUUCACAAUACUUCACUUCUUUGUUAAUAGUAGUUUCUACACAGUGGAAAGUAUACAAUAUAAACACUGAUCUUUCAAACGAGAUCAUUUCACAGUGCCUCUUGAAGUUACUACUGUUUGCCACUGUAACCAAAGGUUUAUGGAGUUUUAAAUAUAGGAAAUAAAGAAAUGAAGGAAUGCCUUGUUUUGUAAACCACUUAUGAACAUUUGAAUAAAUUACAGCAUACUAUACCUGUAUUACACGUUUAAGCAAAAUCAACAAAUGAUCAUCUCACCUGCUGUUCUCUGAACAAGACAGACAUGCAGCCUUGACAGUAUUAACGAUUGCAACUUUUUGAUAAAUUGGGAGAACAUGGGCUAACUUUUAAUGGUUGGGUCAUGAUGUAACCAUGAUAUCAACAAAUUAGAUAAGACGUUCCUGUAUCGUGAAUACUAGAUACCAAAGAUCUCUGGUAUAAUUAUUAAAAUUUGAAUCUGACAGAUAAAUUGGUCAUUCAGGAGGUGAAAUUAGGGACAUCGAGGUUUUACGUCUUUCGAAACCUGUUCCAACUGGUUUGUUCAGUAACUCUAAAUCGUUCCAUAAUGACAUGUAUUUAUGAAGGUAAUCCAAUAAAAUAAUUUGGUCCCAGUC